This is a messenger RNA of Leptomonas pyrrhocoris, 2259 nucleotides long. RefSeq names its product putative endosomal integral membrane protein. Gene Ontology annotation, cellular component: membrane. The transcript has a single exon. Lineage: Eukaryota; Euglenozoa; Kinetoplastea; Trypanosomatida; Trypanosomatidae. Bases 355 to 2259 code for a protein of 634 amino acids. Gene Ontology annotation, biological process: protein localization to membrane. The record is from RefSeq and is a predicted model, not a curated record.
GAAACGUCAAGAACGGCGCUAAGCAGCAACAUAACUGCCUCAUUUUCAUUGUUGUGGUGGUUUUUGAAGUAUCCUGUUCACUUCUGUUCCUUUAACGAGCGCUACUUAACCGUCCUUUCUUUUCUUUCUGUUGCUAUUUGUGUUCGUGCACUGUACUCAGUUGAUACAUAUGCGUAGAAGCAGGCAAACUCGUUAAACACCAACGUCCAGCCCCUUUUCUCUUCCGUUUAUUUUCUUGUUAUUGCUUUUCCGUGUGUUCCACUCACCGAACACACCCUUCACUCGACUCCUACUGUGCGUAAACACAAGAGAGAGGAGAGCCCAUCAAAGGGAAAAAGGAGAGAGGGAGAGAAGAUGACGUGGAGCUCUGCGAGUGUAGCACGUCUGACGUGCUGCGUUGUGGCGAUGCUGUUGUGCUGGGUCGCCAACGACGCCAUUGCGUUCAGCUUUGGUUUCAUGCGCGACCUCGGCCUGGCGUAUGGCGGACACGAUUCAAUCUCCAUUCUCGCCAGCUCCGUUACCUCCAAGAGCAAAAUCGUGCCGCUGCGGUGGACCGACGUCUUUCCGUGUGUCCUGAACCUCGACGAAACCAUCAUCCCGGUGCACCGUAACAUUGGGCAGGUCCUGACGGGCGACAUGCUCGUCGACUCCGGGAUGAAGGUCAAAGUGAAGGAGGGAAACGAUUGCACGGUCCUGUGCUCUCUGCCCAUGACGGUGGGAGAGGCGGCGAGGCUGGAAAAGCGCAUCCGCGGCCGCUACCGUGCCCAACUUUUUCUCGAUGGCCUGCCCGUGAUGGACAAGUCCCCUGCGACGCACAGCCGCCUGCGCAGUCGCACCGGACUGCCACUCGGCAACAGCAGCACUAUCAACGAUAAAUUGACGACGGUGGUGUACAACCACUUCAAGUUUGUCAUUCACUACUACGUCUCGGGCCUUGAGGCGGACGCGGUUCACAUCGUUCAGUUCGAUGUGGAGCCGAUGAGCAUGGCCCUCCCUCCCCUCCCUGCCGGCGCGGCGUGCGUGCCGCAGGAGAAGCCGCUGCUGCAGACGACAGGAAUGGCCGCCGACAAGAGCAUCACCUUCAGCUACUCGGUGACGUGGGUGCCGACCGACACCCCUUUCACGACGCGCUGGGACGCCUACACCGGGGAGAAUCCGUAUGAGUCGAAGUUGCAUUGGUUCUCCACCAUCAACGUCUUCUUCUUGGUGGUGCUGCUGUCGGUGCUGAUGUGGUACCUCUUUGUGCGGGCGGUGCGGCACGAGAUUUCCACCUACAACGAGGAGGACCUCCUCGGUGAUCGCGAGGACAGCGGGUGGAAGCUCGUCUCCGGCGACGUCUUCCGUCCCCCGCGGGGGGCGGUGGUGCUGUCCGUGCUCGUGGGCAACGGCUUUCAGCUCCUCUCCAUGGCUCUCGCCUCCCUCCUGCUCGCGGUGAUUGGCAUGGUGUCGCGUGGGUCGCGUGGCAUGCUCAUCACACUCCUCAUCGGGUUGUUUGUGUUUUUCGCCGGCGUGAACGGGCUUGUUACGGCGACGCUGAUCAAAUUUUUCCACCGCCGCUCCUGGCAAGCGAUCAUGCUGUCCGCCGUAGCGCUGCCAGGAUUCUUUUUCGCGGUGUACCUGGGGUUGAACUUUAUUCUCCUCGGCAACCACGCCGCCAGCACGCUGCCCUUCACCUCGCUUUUGUACUUGCUCUCCUUGUGGCUGCUCAUCUCCGUCCCGCUGUGCUUCGCCGGUGCGGUGGUGGGCUUCGGUACAACGGUCAGCAUCCCCGUGAAGAUGAACACCAUCCCCCGCACAAUCCCGCCUCAGCCGUGGUACAUGAAGGGCACCGUCUCUUACGUGGUCUUCGGCGUGGUGCCUUUCGUCGCCUCCUACGUGGAGCUGCAGUCCGUCUUUAGCAGCAUGUGGCUCGGUGCGGGGUAUCACAUGUUCGGCUUCCUGACCGUCGCUUUUGGCCUCACACUGGCCAUCGUCGCGCAGAUCUCCAUCCUUUCUACGUACUACCAGCUGCAGCUGCUCAACUACCACUGGGCGUGGCGCUCCUUCUUUGUUUCUGCGUCGUACGGUGUGUGGCUGAUGGCCUACUGCACCUUCUACUACCUCUUCAUCUCCGUGGUGAAGGGCUUCUGGGGGAUGUUGCUGUACUUCGGCUACAUGGCGUUGGCGUGCGUGACGGCGUCGCUCAUCUUCGGUGCGGUGGGCUUCGUUGCCUCGCUGACGUUCGUGCGUAUCGCCUAUUCCAGCAUCAAGGGAGAUUAA